AUGGACGCAUCUGAACUUGAAUUAAGUCGUAUUCAUGGAUUUACAUCAUGGAUAAAUAUGCGAUUAAUGCCAUUUGAACAAGGUCUUAAUAAUAUUUUAACAGAUUUAAUGAAAGGUACUAAUAUGAAAAUGUUAUUACAAAGUGUUACGGGAACAACAACAGAAAAAAUUCAAUCAUUUGAAAAAUUAAGUCCUGAACAAAUAAGAACUCGAUGUGAAUGGGCUGUUAAACAUUUAAAAGAACAUCAAGUUAUACCAGAAGAUGUUCACGUAGAUGCUCGUUUAUUUGCUGUUCGAAGUGCGAAACAUGUAUUUGAUCUUCUUUGGCGAUUAGUCGAACAUGAUAUUUGGUUUUUAUGGGAACGUAUUGAUUUUCUUCUUCAAGAUGAUGCUAGUGCAUUAUUACAAGUACCACUUAAGUGGAUUCCAACUAUUGAUUCGUCAUCUGAUAUUGAUAAAUCGAAAAAAAAUAUAUCACUCUUGGCUGGUUUUGGUACAAAAGAUGUUGUAGAUGAUGUAAUGAGUCAAGCUGGUCAAUCGGGUAAAAAACCAGGUAAAUUUUCUGAAACAGAACCAAUGCUUGCUUUUUCAAAACGAAACCUUACUAAAAAAUAUCCAAAACCAAGUGCAUGUAUUAUUGAAAUGAUUCAACUUGUUUUACAAAAAACUUCAGAAGGACGAAGAAUAAAUUUUACUAAACUACAAGAACUAUCCGAUUUACGUAUUUUAUGUAGUUUAGUCAAUUAUUUUAUACCAAAUCUUAUUCCAACUGAAAUUUUACUCAAUGACAGAUGGAGUUUAAAUUUAACAUUAGCCAUUAUUGAUGAUGUUCUUUGUUGUAAAUCAAAUUUAAAUUCUGAAGAUCUUGUUUUGGCUGAUGAAAUGUCAAUUUGUGCAUUUAUGUGUUAUUUUUUUCUAGUCUUUUUUAAAUAUCAUCAAAGUGAUAUUGCUACUCAACGAACAGAUGAAAUUCGUCGAAAACAUUUUAAUGCUUUGCAAAAACUUCGUGCGUCAGAUCAAGUUGAUAUAGACGAAGAUAAAACACAUUUGGAACAAGAAAUAUUACAAUGCAAAUCCGAUUUAACUAAUAUAAGAAAGAAGUAUGAUUUACGUAGUGCAUUACAAUGGCGUGAACAUAUUGACCAAACUCGAGUGAAAGUAAUAACAAUAAUUGGAAAUAAAUUAAAAGUACGUUUUGAUUGGUUUGAUGUACCUGAAGAAAUGACAAUUGCUGAAAUUUGUCGACGAAAAGCAGUUAAUCUAGUUCUUACUGAAGGUUAUGCAUUUUAUCGAAUAUUAGAUAGAAAACAAGAAAUUGUUACAGCAGAACGAUCAUUUAUUUUAAUACAUAAACAAACACGACAGAUUAUUGUUGAUAAAUCAUUAUGUAAAAAGGAUGAUGACAGUCUAAAUCCAGUUAUUCGAAAAGCAAAUAUUCGUUCAAUAUUAGGUAUUGCUAAUAUUAGUGAUCAUACUGAAGUUAAAGCUGAUCGAUAUCCUCAAUAUGAAGUCUAUAUCAAUGCUCCAUCUCAAAAUAAAACGUUACCUGAUAAAACAAUAUUUUUAUAUCAAGUUUUUCCUGAAUCAUUAAAAUUUUAUCAUAAUUUUCUUCUUAAAGCUUGUGCUGAAGGUCAUUUAGAUUCUGUUGUACAUCUCGUACAAUUUCUUCAAAAACUUUAUCCUAAUUUUAUUAAUUUGCAUGAAUCAAAUUCAGAUAAUACGGCAUUACAUGUUGCUUGUAAACAUAAUAAUAUGAAUAUUGCUCGUUAUUGUUUGGAUAAUGGUGCUUAUGUUGAUAGUUUAAAUAAAGAUGGGAAUACUCCAUUAUUUUGUGCAGCCGAAAGAUUUGCAAAUUCAUGUGCAAAGCUUUUACUUGAAUAUGGUGCAGAUAUAACAAUUGUUAAUAAUCGAAAAAAGACGAUUAGAGAAUCAUGUAUUAGUGAUGAAUUUCAACAAACAGUAACAGAUGUAAGUACUUUUAUCGCAUCUGUAGUACCGGCAUUAACAAAUGGCGAUAAAGAAAUACUUGAUAGAGUGAUUUGUGAUCACGUUGAAGAACGAUAUACACUCAGUUCAUUAAAUAGCAGAUUUGUCAAUGGAAGUACUUUAAUUCAUACAGCAUGUUAUUUUAAUAAUUUAGCUUCUGUAAAACGUCUUCUUAGAUUAGGUGUCAAUCCUGACGUAAGAGAUUAUCAGGGUAAAACACCUCUUCAUCAUACACAAGAUAUAAAAAUUAUAAAAUUACUUGUUGAAUCAAAUGCUGAUAUAAAUGCAAUAGAUAACGAUGGUAAUACUCCAUUACAUACAAAAUGUGCUGGUGAAUAUAAUAAACCACUUGAAUUAAAUGCUAUUCAAAUUUUACAUGAAUAUGGAGCUGUAUUAGAUAAAUGUAAUGCAAAUGAUGAAACAUGUUUUCAUCUUGCAGCACGAAAUGGACAUACAGAAAUCUUACAAUUAUUAUUUGAACUUGAUGAAAAAACUAUUCGAGAAGCUGUUCGAGUAGCAGAACAAAAAUUAAGUCCACAAAAUUUAUCGACACUUGCAUUAGCAGUACGUUAUGAUCAUUUAGAUUCCGCAAUAUGGUUAUCUGAACAUGAAUUUACAUUUAAACAGAAUGAACCUAAAGAUUUAAUUAAUGAUAUUUUAACAGAAAAAAUAAUUUCGACAGAACCUGAACGUCUUUUACAAUUUGUUUGUAAAGAGGGUAAUGCAACAUUAUCAACUAUUUAUGAUGGAAGCAAUACUGCUCUUCAUUUGGCUGCAUCAAUGGCAUCUACAGAACCAUUAAAAUUAUUAAUAUCGCUUGGUUUUGAUCCAAGUGUAGUUAAUCAAUCAAAAGAAACACCUUUAUUUGUCGCUACUCGAACAAAUAAUAUAGAUGCAGCAUGUGUUCUUAUUGAAAAUGGUACUGAUUGGCGAAUUAAAAAUAUGGAAGGUUAUACGGCAUUUGAUUAUAUUCUGGAUAUUGAUGAAUGGUUAGCAUCAAAAAAAUUUGAUGAAGAUACAUAUGCAUGUCUUCAAGCUUAUAAAUAUAAAGAUAUUCGAACACUUAUAUAUACAAUAUCAUCAAAACUUGAUAAAUUUGAUGCACGUUUAACAGCAAAUCGUAAUAUUCAUUUACAAAAAGCAUUUCAAAAAUUUAAUUAUGAAAUUGAUAAAACUGAAGAAGAAGUUUUUCGAUCACCACGUCUACGAAAACGAUAA
Molecule: messenger RNA, 3204 nt
Organism: Rotaria sordida
Lineage: Eukaryota; Metazoa; Rotifera; Eurotatoria; Philodinida; Philodinidae
Source: the annotation of a GenBank genome assembly